AUGUCUGUGCAGCAAGAUGAGGCAUCUAGCUUGUUACGGAUUGCAAAUGGUUUCGAUACGUGGCAAUGGGCGACCGAAGUGCAAUCACGCUUACCCGCGGCUGAUUUCCAAGAUCGGCUCGACAUUGCUUCUGCUCACCGUGGAGCUGUUUGCAUCUACCUCUGUCGCGUUUGUCUCCAUCUUGGUCUACUAUGCGAGAUGAUUAGCCCACUGGAAGAUCUGGUCACCGAGGUCAUUGCUCAUCUAUCGAACAUUAGCACUGAGAGUUCGCUCUUCGCGGCGACAACAUGGCCUUCUUUCAUCGCAGGCGCGGAGACGAACGACAGCGCGAAGCACGUAUGGAUCCGGGGGAGGUUCGAUCAUAUACAAGCCCUUGAGCCAUGGGGGGUGAUCGGCAACGCCGCCAGCUUGUUGGAAAAGAUUUGGCAGAAGCGGAGCGAGGAUGUUUAUGAGACGGUAGCAGGGUAUCCUGCCAUUGUGUAUACUCAUAAUGACUGGCUUGAUUCCAUGGGUGAAGAUGGCAACGACUGGUUGAUCUUGUGA
Messenger RNA from Recurvomyces mirabilis, 543 nucleotides. RefSeq lists its product as uncharacterized. Gene Ontology annotation, cellular component: nucleus. The transcript has a single exon. The coding region runs from base 1 to 543 and encodes 180 amino acids. The record is from RefSeq and is a predicted model, not a curated record. Gene Ontology annotation, biological process: positive regulation of transcription by RNA polymerase II. NCBI's taxonomy places the organism in Eukaryota, Fungi, Ascomycota, Dothideomycetes, Mycosphaerellales, Teratosphaeriaceae. Gene Ontology annotation, molecular function: DNA-binding transcription factor activity; transcription cis-regulatory region binding.